GACCUACGGUGUCCACAGAGGGUCAAACCGUACAGCGUUUCAAUCGAAAGCUGUACUUCCUACAUUAGAGUUACAGCUUCUACACGCUGUUAAUAUAUUAUAAUUACUAAACAUCAUAUAAAACACAAUGGAUGCACUUUCUGGCUCAUCAGAUAAGUAUGUUUUGGGCAUUGAUUUGGGAACUACCUCGAUCAAAGUUGUGUUGUUUGACACUCGAACCAAGACCGUGACAGAUAGCUGCAGCUUGCAGACCAACUCUGACGUAAUCGACGAGCACGUCAAGGAGCAGGACCCUGUGCAGAUCAUUGCUACUCUUGACCAGUGCAUGUGUGCUCUCCCCAAGGAAAAGCUGUAUGACGUCAUAUGCAUUGGGGUGUCAGGACAGAUGCAUGGGGUUUUGUUUUGGAAAUCUAACCCAGGUUGUGAGUGGUACAGUAGUCAAUUCAGUCACAGAUUCAGACCACAUGAUGUUAGUCACCUGAUCACAUGGCAGGAUGGCCGCUGCACUUGUGAUUUCCUGUCUUCGCUACCUAAACCUGAGUCACACCUAAAUGUGGCUACUGGUUUUGGCUGCGCCUCUAUUUUCUGGUACACCAAGAACAGCCCUGAAUUUCUUUCCAAGUUUAGUGUCUCAGGAACCAUCCAGGACUAUGUGGUGUCCAUGCUGUGUGGUUUGGAGGUCUGUCUUAUGAGCGGGCAGAAUGCUGCUAGCUGGGGCUACUUCAACACCACCACCAACCAGUGGAAUACAGAGAUUCUGAAAGAUGCAGGCUUCCCUGUGCACUUACUACCCCUGCUGGUGGAUUCGGGGUCAAUAGCUGGUCAGACCUGCUCUGAAUGGCACGGGAUUCCUGCUAACACACCUGUAGGAGCAGCUCUGGGAGACUUUCAGUGCAGCGUUUACUCUUGUAUGAUGGAUAAGAAAGAUGCAGUACUAAACAUGAGCACCUCGGCACAGUUGACAUUCUCCAUGCCUGCUGAUUUCACGCCUGCAAGGGUACCAGAUGCCCUCUCCCCUAUCGCCUACUUCCCGUAUUUCCACAACACCUACCUGGCUGUUGCAGCCACGCUCAAUGGAGGCAACGUUCUGGCAACAUUUGUAGGAAUGUUGACCUCUUGGAUGAAGGAAUUCGGAAUGGAAGUUGGUGACUCGGAAGUUUACUCCAAGCUGAUCGAGCGUGCCCUAACUCAAAGAAGCACUGACCUCCGUGUGACCCCGACCUUGCUAGGAGAACGGCAUGACCCUAGCAGUCUAGCUUUAGUGUCACACAUCACCCCAACAAACCUUUCACUGGCUCACGUCACCCGUGCCGUUUGCGCAGGGAUCGUGGCUAACCUCGCCGGCAUGAUGCCCCCUCAUGUGCUGUUGGCUGCAGGAGUGAAACGGAUUAUGGGGAGCGGAAGCGCACUGUCUCGGAAUGAAGCUCUGAGACAGGAAAUAGAGCAAGCAUUCCCAUUCCCUGUGGUCUACGGGAAAGACGUGGACUCAGCAGUCGGAGUGGCAAUGGUUUUUAAUGAUAAGCUGUUAGGAAAUUACUGAAAAGACUUGGCAAACACUACUGACACACAACACCUUUACACAUAUUGUUAUGUGUGUUGGUUGCUGUCUGUGUUCCAAAAUCCAUUAGCAUAUUUUCUAUAUUUUGGAUACAUAAUAAGAUUCCAUGUCAGUCUAUUUUGUUUACAUUCAUUCUUUGAGUGUUAAUUAAAUGCAGGGGAUUUUCACAUCUGGCAGAUGUUAUUUAAAUAUUGGAACUGUAAUUAUUGCAGUGUACAGCGUUAAUUUAUUAUCAAUACAAUAAUUUAUUACUAUUUCCUGAGUCAGAUAUCUAAUGGCAUUGAUUGCACUAGUAAAGCAGAUCAUUUGGCUUUACUUUAAUAUUUUGUAAUUCUGUAACACUAACAAUCUGUAUAUAUUUUUUUCACACUGAAAUUAAAUAAAAUUAAUUUCUACACAAAAAA
Silurus meridionalis is the source of this 1962-nucleotide messenger RNA. It is a transcript of the gene shpk, whose product is annotated as sedoheptulokinase. Gene Ontology annotation, cellular component: cytosol. The record is from RefSeq and is a predicted model, not a curated record. Gene Ontology annotation, molecular function: sedoheptulokinase activity. Bases 128 to 1540 code for a protein of 470 amino acids. NCBI's taxonomy places the organism in Eukaryota, Metazoa, Chordata, Actinopteri, Siluriformes, Siluridae. Gene Ontology annotation, biological process: carbohydrate metabolic process; cellular response to lipopolysaccharide. The transcript is spliced from 7 exons.